AAUACCAUAGCAACAAUUUCAAGUGUGGAUCUUCUAACUUAACCAAACAAGCAUAGCAACGCUCCAAUCUUUAUUAGAAUUUCCACUCUUGAUAUCAUUCCAUUAUUUAGGCGAUCUGAGUUUUCAUACUGAAAAAGCAAAAUAAUUCAUUACUUGUUUUAAGAGUGUUUUUUAUUUUCCUGUAUAGAAUGCAAAACUGGUGAAAAAAAUAUCUCAAAUUUGAGCAAAUAUUCAUCCUCGGUAUAUCAAAUAAAUCAGUAGUUCGAGAACCGUAUAAUUUAUCAACGUGGUCUAACAAAAAAUAGAAAAACGGAGACAAAAACGAAGAAAAAACUUAUCAAACGCGUUCCCAUUCGGCACAAAGAAAUUCUGGGCGAUAUGGCAACUCAACUGGCGCUUCAACGAAAUUUCGUUACAAUUACACCAAGUAAUCAGAUAAGCUCGGCCAAUACACAACCAAAUCUUUCAACAACAACGAUUGCCACCCCAGCUGCGAAUGGUGAAAUUGUUACCAUAGCUGAUGGCAAUCGAGUAUCAACAUCUGAAAGUAAUAACGCACCCAUUCAUAUCAUGCAGGCACACACACAAAAGAAAUACAUCUUGCAAACUGGAACCACUUCAGAGGGUGUUUCGAUCAUUGAUGUCGUGCCAAUAGAUCAGACAGAACCGGAUGAAGCACCAAUUACUGUCUCUACUAUUCUGCCCACCAAUUCGGUUGCUUCGUCGCCAAAUAGUUCCAAUUCGCAACAAAUUACCGCUCAAGUCGCCUUUGUACAAACUCAGGAAGCAACUGAAAUUUCAGAAUCAAAACCGCAAUUUAUAACAGUCAAUGUUUCGCAACAAGAGAAUGUUACUGGUCACGGGACAUAUGUGGAAUAUGUCGAUUCCGGCUUGUAUGCAACUUCUGCGCAAGGACAGUCUCAAAUGGCAUAUCCAGUAUACGUAAAUGAAUAUGCAUCCGGCACUCAACAGCAAUAUUAUACAACGAAUGAAUCAUUUUCGGCCACUGGAAAUCAUCAAGCUGAAACCUAUAUUGUACCAGUAGAGGACACGAUGUUAGCAAACCAAUCAAGAGAAUCACCACAGGCAAUAUCUGCUAGAAAUACAACACCAGAUAUUGAUUCAUUGUUUGAAACUACCUACAGCCAUGACGAAAUCAAAAAUGAGAAUAAUCCCAAACGCAUGCGGAGUUAAUCAAUAUACAGCACCGUUUGACCGAAUAGUUAUUAUGCUGAUACGGUCGAGCUCUAAUACGAGUGGGGAAUUUUAUAUUAUAUGACACAUUUUGUUAAAUUCAAAGUGGAAAAUUAUCAUGGAUCUUAUAUAGACAUUGCAAUUUGUCAUUUGAUCAGUGGCAUUUGUUUUUUAUUGCAAGAAACAUCUUUAUCUAGAGGGUCGUGAUAUAUAUGAUGAGUGUGAAUGUAAACUCAUUUGCUCUUAAAAAUAAUAACAUAUUUUUGAAUUAUAUUGCAAAUGGAUGGUGAAUUUCUAUUACAAAACACAGCUAACCUCAUUUCUUUAAAAAGUGCAAUAGAGUUUAAAUUUUGUCGACAGGUGAAAGUAGUCGACACAAUUAAAAUACAUAGUUGAAACAUUAUUUAUCAAAUAAGUAACGACAAUUCCACACGAAACCGAACAAAAAAUGCAAUUGACAUCUCAGAUUUCGCUCAAACUUGAUGAAUUGAACUUUUGGGGCUUAUUUGUAAAUUUCAGCUAUCGACAGGAAUAAGUUUUACGAAAAUCUUUGACACACAUUUUUGUUCAGUUUUUGACGAGGAAUCAAGUGGCAGUUUUAGUCUUCAUUUCUGAUUACUCGUUUUAAAAAAUUGACCUCAUUAAAAAAGUAAUAAGUAUUACUUUUAUGGAUUUUUCCAUUUCAACUAGCUGACCAACAAAAAUAAAUUUAUCAAAAAUCUCUGACACUGAAUUUUAUUUAGUUUUGGGCGAGGAAUUGAAUGGUAUUUGCUGUUUGCAUUUCUGACGAGCCAUUUUGAAAAAUUUACCUGAUUGAAGUGAAAGUAAUAAAAUGAAAUCCAAUCUUAUUAUUUUUAUUUUUUUAUUACGUUCUUCAAUAUUAUCCUCCCAAAUGCCAAUUCUGUGCCAUAUAAGUGAAAUACGUUAUAUGCCAAAAGAAACAAGACAUCAGGCGCUACAUUUCAGGAGCACACUAAACCUGCCCUGGUGCCUUCGAAGCAGUAAAAAAUGAUUGCAUACUUGAAGGAGCACGAUUUUUGAAACUGUCUACCUUGAUUUGGGCCAGAAGAGAGGGUUUCAUGAAGUCAAAAUGUUUUACGCGUAAGUAUGAGAGUGGGGAAUUGUGAAACACUUCGUUUUCUCAGCAAUUCGAAAUGUUCGGCAGAUUCAAAAAACUGUCAUAGUCUUGUCUUAGUAUAAGCUCUUUUUUCCAAUAUCACUCAUUGCGUGUGCUUGUAACGUUAGCUCUCUGUGAGGACACUUUGAAAAUGUGGUUCCAAAUAUUUUUAUUCACCGUUCAUGUUUGCAUUGAUUUCACAGCAUUUUUUGAAGAAUGAACUCAGAUGAAUAUGUUUAUAAUUAUCGUAUACCAUUAAUAUUUUGACUCACAAAAGGAAUUUUGCAUGAACAUUCAUUGAGUAGCCCAAACGCGAUCAAGUUGCAAACCUUAGUGGGUGGGGAAUUGUGAAACACCCUUUGUGGGGAAAUUUGUUCAAGCCAUUUUUUCAAUUUUUCAAGUCAAUUUCGCAUAUUUUAUGCAUAUUCAUUACAUUUCUUGCGAAAAUUUGGCAAAUUAUUCAAUGCAAUUUAUGCGCUCGCGCUGUUUACUUGAAAUGCACCAAAAUGAUUAGCAGCUACUUCACAGGCAACAGUUGCAAAUCCGACUAAUAACAAUCGCUAUUUUUCGAAUUCUUCUUUAUUGAAAUGAUUUCUUUUAUCGUUUUUUAGCUUUCCAUAACAUUUUUCAUCAAAAUUGUUUCAGUUUUCUAUCGAUUUAUGACGUGUUUUACAAUUCCCCACCAUUUUUUAAAAUCGAAAAAUCAGGGGUUUUUGCCGACAGGGCAAAUUUUUUUAAGUCGAUUCGAUUUUCAACAAGCGACAAGUGCCAAAAGUCAGGUUUUUACACGUACUAUUGGGUAAAUUCGAAAGUUUCCGCCGUUUUCUUUUGUC
Molecule: messenger RNA, 3144 nt
Organism: Sitodiplosis mosellana (orange wheat blossom midge)
Lineage: Eukaryota; Metazoa; Arthropoda; Insecta; Diptera; Cecidomyiidae
Exons: 5
Coding region: 379-1194 (271 amino acids)
Source: RefSeq, a predicted model, not a curated record